Messenger RNA from Galendromus occidentalis (western predatory mite), 1874 nucleotides. RefSeq lists its product as uncharacterized. The transcript has a single exon. The record is from RefSeq and is a predicted model, not a curated record. Lineage: Eukaryota; Metazoa; Arthropoda; Arachnida; Mesostigmata; Phytoseiidae. Bases 96 to 1874 code for a protein of 592 amino acids.
CAUGCCUAGCUCGGUUCUCACUCUGCGAGUGGACAUUCUCAAGCUCUGAGGGGUGAAGAACAAGCGGAAAAGCGAACGACCCGGAGGAACAUAUAAUGGCUACGACUCCGAUCUGUCGUUGUCGCGUCCUGUACCUGGGCUCGGCCGUCCCACACGUGACGAAAGACGGUCUUCAAGGCAUUCAAGAACCUCUGAGAGAUCUGUACCCGGAGGCCGGGCCCCUUUCGGCCCGCGGCAUAGAUUCUUGGCUUUCGGUAUGGAGCAAUGGCUUGCUCCUGGAGAACGUAGACGAGUCUCAGCGUCAGCACACGCGUUUCUUCCCCAUUGAAACGCUCCACUAUUGUGCGGCAGUACGCUACGUGAUCGUGCCAAAUAUGCAAGGAGGUCGGGCCGUAGAGAAAUUCCUGCCUCUCGACAGUCCAUUCGCGAGACACGCCGGUCCAUCCCAGCCGCCCGUGUUCGCCUGCAUACUGCGUAGAACCACGGGCAUCAAAGUUCUCGAAUGCCACGCGUUCAUCUGCAAAAAAGAGCAGGCAGCCAAUGCCCUCGUCAGAUGCUGUUUCCACGCUUACGCCGAUUGUACGUACGCUAAACAAAUGGAAGAGAAUCCGUACGCAUCGCUGGCGCCCCGUAGGUCAAAAAGCGCGAUGGGCUUAGAGAAAAGCGGCCACGGAUCAGACCAAUCAUGGAGAAAUUCCACGUCUGACACACCGAACGAAGACAGCAUCCUGCUGGACGACGAAACCGACACCGACGAUAUUUCGAAUAACUACAAAGUGUGGAACGGUCCGUCGCCCCGGGACGUUGUAUACUCGCCGCCGACGGAAACAGGUGCAUUCAACACGGGAACUCUACGGUCUAUCCAUAGUACGGCCUCUCGGCGACCCCGUCAGCUGGCUCAGCCUACAAGUGCCCCACCUCCGCCUCCUUUGCCACCGCCCAUGUUACCUCCAAUGGAGCGUGGAGGUGGUGGUGCUGGUUUCCCUCAUCCGGUCGGAGUCGGUUUGUCUCCACAUCAAGGUGUAGCGCCCAUGAUGGGAAUAGCUCCGCCAAUUUCGAAGAAAGAGCUCCAUACGCUGAAAAAGCUCAAAGCAAAAGAUAAGAGUCGUAAGAAGUCGGGCAAAGAUCUUCAAUCGAACGGCAACGUGUACCCAGUCUAUCCAAUGAUAGCGUAUCCACCUCCAUCUCAGCAUCACGCGAUGUACGGAGGACGUCGCGGACCACCUCUCUUCCCUUACGAAGAACCGGUUUAUCUACCGAACAUGCGACCAAUUAGUCCUGUUGCUUCCUAUCAACCAGGUGGAUUCCCUCACGAGCAAUAUUUCAUGCAAUACGGUACAGUUCCACGACCUGCGACAGCACAUGGAACUCGUCCGUCGAGCCGGGCGUACAAGAAGCAACCCGCGUCAACGGGUCUACAACAGCAGCAGCAGCAACAACAGCAACAACUCCAUAAUAAUCAUCAUCAUCAUCAUCAUCACCACCACAAUACUUCUAGUUCAGCGGAAAGCUCUCCAUUCAAUACAGGCAUCUACCGGAAGAAAGGCCAUUUGAACGAACGAGCGUUCAGUCAUUCGAUCCGACAGGAGCACCGGUCUCGGAGCAACUCGGUCGCUGCCUUGGACUUCGAUGUUGAGGACGUCGGCGACGGUAUGCAGGCGAUGGAUUUGGGUCCGCCGCCUCCUCCUCCGCCAGCCGGUCACCCUGUGGCCAACGGUAAUGGUUAUGGGCCUCAGAACGGUUAUGGACAGGUGUAUGGACAUGCGCUCGUUGAAGCGGAUUCGAGAACAAUUGAAAAGAAAACACAGAAGAAGAAAGACAAGAAGGCCGCUAAAGAAAAAGAUGAAUCCCCCCCCCCUCCCCCCGAUGAUUAA